This is a messenger RNA of Australozyma saopauloensis, 2202 nucleotides long. RefSeq lists its product as uncharacterized. Bases 1 to 2202 code for a protein of 733 amino acids. The transcript has a single exon. Gene Ontology annotation, cellular component: NatC complex. The record is from RefSeq and is a predicted model, not a curated record. Gene Ontology annotation, biological process: N-terminal peptidyl-methionine acetylation. NCBI's taxonomy places the organism in Eukaryota, Fungi, Ascomycota, Pichiomycetes, Serinales, Metschnikowiaceae.
AUGUUAGAAGGAACGAGAGCCUUAGAAAUAGGAAAUGAGCGAUUAGACACCGGAUUGAUCAAAUUAAGACCCUCAGAGAUCUUAUUUGACAGUUCGAAGGGUCGGCCUAUGGACAAAGUGGCAGCAGUGAUGAACGAACUCCUCAAUUCAUUCAUGGCUUGGGUGAACGGUCUGGCCCUUCUGGUGACCAUGUUGAGUUGCCGUUAUGUCUAUGAUUUACUUGAAAAUUUCAAACGCAAUUAUAAGAUUGAAGAGGCCGAUUUCAUCAACACUCGAAUGCAUCCAAAAGGCUACACUCCUGAAGAUUCCGAAGAAUCUCAAUACGUCAACAUCGUGCUACGAGGAUACACCAUUGGUUUAAUUAAAGUUCUCUCCAUUUUUUUGAAAAUCGCAAUGGAUGUCUUGUAUGAAGAGGAGGAUAUUACAACUCGAAGCAUGGACCUCAAUUACUUCUGUACACUGUCUGUUGAGCAGGUCGAGGGUCCACUAGAUGAGGCCAUCUCAUAUCUCGAAAAGAAACCUCAUGUUCCAUUUCAGCGAGAAGCGCUCUUGCAUUUAAUGCUUGUUAAGAACUUGCUUAAAUUGUCGAUAUCAAUGAACGAAAGAGUGGAUUUGUUCAAUGCGAGAGAGACUCUAGAUGUUUCGCAUCUUCAUGAGAGUGUGGAGAUUCUAGACGAGCUCAGGACGUAUCAGUACGUUAGUCUUCCAGAAUCGCUGUUUUCAAGGUUUGUACAAGUGGACUGCAAUAAUCGCCAUAUUCCAACUUCAAAUGUUACGCUUUCCUCAACAGAAGCAAUUGAUAUUUUGAGGGGUAUUGUGACUUCGAUACAAGAAGUUUUGCUCCAAAUCCCCAACAUACAGAAUGAAGCACAAUUGAUUUUGUAUCUUCAACAUAGCAUUGGCGAAGAGAUGGCACAUUCUGCAAGCGCGAUUGUCAGAGGCUUUUUUCAAUUGUUCUUCAUCCGGGACGAUAAGUCGAUUUGCGGCCUGGACGAGACUGUUGGCUCUUUAGCACUUCGUAGCAUGAGCUCGCUCUGUCUUGUAGCGAACUCCAUUUCAGAUGUUGAUUCAUGGCACAUUGAAAAUACUUCAGACGCACUGACAGUAAGGAACGACUGUUUUGCGAAAGUUUCAUUACUUUUUGAUGACAUCGAUUCGGCGUUUUACCAAAAGUUGAGUGUCUACGGAAACAACCGUUGUCGCCAAAGGCAGCUUCUCAACAGGAAUCUUGUACUCUGGGACUCUUUACAGUACAACGCUGAGGUUGUAGAAAUGCAUCUAAGUGAAUACGGUAUCGGUGAUAAGCUUAUACAAGAAGGUGUUCCAGAUCAACCAUGCCUUGCUAUAAGCUCAUACAUUUACUAUGAAAAGUUAUGUAUGAUGACUGAAGUUGUUCUCACAGGUUUCGAACAGGAUACUUACCGCCCUUCCGAGGCCCAUAUGAUGUAUUGGUAUGCUAGUGAACUAUUUGCACAUACGCAUCAACAUCUUGCGGGUCGCUUAAAAGAAAUCAAUUCCAGCAAAUUGAAGUGGAUCAAUAAUAUGAGCAAGAAAAUCAAAAAGGCCAAGGGGCCAAAAAAGGAAGCUUUGCGUUCGACGCAAAAGAGAUUAGUGGAAGAGGCUGUACCUAUCUUGGAAGAAAACCUUGCAGCUAUUGAACAAUAUCUUGUGCCAGUGUCCAUGACUCAGUACUAUCUCUGCCGUGCUGUUUCCAUGUCUGUUCAGCUUCUCGAGCAUUUUGUCAAACUGCCUGAUACAAACUCGUCUCUAGCAACUCCAGAGAAAUUGUAUUCUCUUAGAAUGAAGCCAUGGUCAUCAAUUGGCACGCCAGAACUUCCUCCCUACGAAAGAUAUAAGGAAUCAAACAAUAUCCCGGAGACUCUCGCCAAGUACGAAGGUGAGGCGUUGUCCAGAAUGCUCAGCAAGAUCAUCACUAGCGUUGAGACGAAGCUUGACACGGUUAAAAAAUCAGUGGACACCGUGAUGGACAAUUUUGAAAAGGACGAAAAAAUCAAGGCUCGCUAUCAUUUCGAUGAUAACCGUUAUAUGAAAAAGUGGCAGAAGGAAGUUGUCUCUACCUGUGACUCAUAUUUGAAGGAGUUGGAAGCAUGCCGCCACUUCACUGGAACAGAAAAACACCGUUUGCGUUCAAAGAAGGGCCAUUCUCGUUUGUUUCCAAUUUAUUAUUUACAAGAAGUAUAA